CCGGGUAAAAAUACGAAUAUAUGGGAGGAAUUCCAGCAGCCAGCCAGCCAGCCAGCCACUCUCCAGUUUUACCAGUACUAGACGGAGCAAAGGAAGAGAGAAGGCAGGAGGUGGUGGGAGUGAAGGGAGGGAAAGAAGAAAGCUCCAAUCUCUCUGCCGCUGCUGCCCCAAGACAAGAUUCCCUUGUUGCAUCGGCGUAAAUAAGAAGAUUACCAACAUUGGCCAUUCCAACGCGAGCGCUGAGGCGUACAAGGACCCGAAUUUGGAGGAGAGAAUGUCAGUGAUCCAUGCGGACGAUGUCGAGAUAUCGCUGUGCGACGGCAACUCGGAGGACGAGCGCCGACGCCGGAAAAUCGGGUCGCUGCGGCGGAAGGCCAUCCACGCGCUCAAGAAGCGCGGCAGGCGGCGCGUCGACUUCCGCUUCCCGGCGGCCAUCUCCAUCGAGGACGUCCGUGACGCCGAGGAGGAGCGCGCCGUCGCCGCCUUCCGCGACUGUCUCGCCGCGCACGGGCUCCUCCCCGAAAAGCACGAUGACUACCACAUGAUUCUAAGGUUCUUGAAAGCCAGGAAGUUUGACACCGAGAAGGCAAUGCAGAUGUGGGGAGACAUGCUAAGAUGGAGGAAAGAGUUUGACGUUGACACAAUCCUUGAGGAUUUUGAGUUUCAUGAACUGGAUGAGGUACUGUGCUACUACCCACAGGGCUACCAUGGCGUCGACCGAGAGGGCCGCCCAGUUUACAUCGAGAGGCUCGGAAAGGUCGACCCCAACAAGCUCAUGCAGAUUACCUCUGUGGAGAGGUACAUCAAGUACCAUGUUCAGGAGUUUGAGAGGGCCUUCAGGGAGAGGUUCCCUGCCUGCACAUUGGCUGCCAAGAGGCACAUUGACUCCACUACCACAAUCUUGGAUGUCCAGGGUGUGGGUUUUAAGAAUUUCUCCAAGAUUGCAAGGGAGCUUGUACACCGAAUGCAGAAGAUCGACAGUGACUAUUAUCCUGAGACGUUGCAUCAAAUGUUUGUUGUGAAUGGAGGCAGUGGGUUCAAGUUGAUCUGGAACAGUGUGAAGGGCUUCCUUGACCCAAAAACUUCAUCAAAGAUUCAUGUUCUCGGUUCCAACUACCAGAGUAGACUUCUUGAAGUAAUUGACCCAAGUGAGUUGCCAGAGUUCCUUGGUGGUUCAUGCUCAUGUGCUGAUAAGGGUGGCUGUCUUGGGUCGAACAAGGGGCCAUGGAAUGAUCCUUUUAUUUUGAAGCUGAUACACAAUUUGGAGGCUGGUUGUGCAAGGGAUAUAAAGCCAAUUUCCGAUGGUGAAGAACAAAGCAAUUCUUCUCUUCGGUUAGAACAGUUAAAGUGGCAGGGCAUGAUUAGCGACACGUCGAAUGCUGAAUCAGGUUCAGAUGUUGAUGACUUGGGCUCAUCAUUUGUUCCUAAAGGCACUGAAUAUGGUUGCCUCACUCCAGUCCAUGAGGAAGUAAAAGGCAUAGAUUCUUUAACUUACUUUAUCUGCGAUGAUCAGAAUUUCCUGGAUAUUUCUCUUGAAACCGGCAGGGGAGCGCGACAAACUACUGAAAGUGUGCCAAAGCGACGAGUUGAUAACAGGCAAUCUUCCACCAAUGGAAAUCAUCAGGAUUUAGGGAACAAUGCUGGCAAUCUGGAUGGUACAAUUCUCCCAAGAGGCUUGGAAAAUUUUGUCAAAGUUGUGCUCACAGCCUUGAUCAAGCUAUUCUCUUUCUUCCGCCUUUUCAUCUGUGCACCACAGAGGAGGCUUGAACAGGCGCAUCCUUUUCCCGAACCAGUCCCAGCUGCAGAGAAGCCACAGCCUCGAACUAUAAGCGACGAUGAUAUGAUUGCCUGCUUACAGCGUAUCGAAAAUCUUGAAUCUUUGUGCAACCAACUUGCCAGCAAACCACCAGAGAUUCCCGAGGACAAAGAGCAAAUACUACAGAACUCGUUUGAGCGCAUCAGAUCCAUUGAGGCUGACCUGGAGAGGACCAAAAGAGUACUGCACUCUACGCUGGCUAAGCAGCAGUCGUUGGUGGAGAGACUGGAAGCUGUACAGGAGUCCUCGAGAGUCAGGAAGAGGUUGUUUUGUUCAUAGGACGACACAUAUUACACGAGUCCGAGCCAGCACCGUGACAUCAUUAACCAUGAAGCUGCCAGUGGCCCCUUUUUGACCUUUGUGACUCCAGCCCUGAGUCGUUUGGAGAGAGAUAUACGAAAGAGAAGACAUUGUUGGAUGCUCAUCGCUUCCUUUCAGGAUCUCUCCCCCUUUUUGUUUGUAGUAGUUCAUGUUUUGAGCCCCCUGUUCCAUGUCUGGUGAAUGCUGCGCCGUGCAAAGUGCCGUUUUUUCUUGUUUGCCGGCCUUGACGUGGGAAAGAUUGCGCAAAUGGUUGUGGCACUCGUCUGCAGAUGCACUGACAUGACCUUGAACUGGACCCGAUCCGUGGCUGGAUAGUGUCAGGCUUAGCAAUUGUCUGUAAAUGGUGCUAGCAGUAGUAGGGCUACCUCUAAUGAAUCUGAUGAUACUAGAGCGUUACAAUUACAACGGUGUUCCAUGGCUGA
Molecule: messenger RNA, 2559 nt
Organism: Brachypodium distachyon (stiff brome)
Lineage: Eukaryota; Viridiplantae; Streptophyta; Magnoliopsida; Poales; Poaceae
Product: phosphatidylinositol/phosphatidylcholine transfer protein SFH8
Exons: 15
Coding region: 275-2095 (606 amino acids)
Source: RefSeq, a predicted model, not a curated record